Messenger RNA from Caenorhabditis auriculariae, 1293 nucleotides. NCBI's taxonomy places the organism in Eukaryota, Metazoa, Nematoda, Chromadorea, Rhabditida, Rhabditidae. The record is from the annotation of a GenBank genome assembly.
AUGCUGAAUGCUUGUGGUAAAACUUAUCUCGACCACCUGCGUGCGGCAGUCAAUUAUGUGCCGCUACGUUUUUGAGUUGCAGCUCAUGCUAUAAAAGAUUUUUUCGAAAACUUUCUCGGUAUUUUGUGACUGAAGACCUGUGAAAUGAUUUCAAAGAAAAUUUGUUAGUUUCCGGUUCUCAUUACGCGAAUAGCGAAUCUUUCAUUUUGUCGCAGUAACUAUUCCCCACCCUGUAGGAGCAUAAUAAGUUGAUAUUAAAAUCAAGUUGAUAACGGCACAAACUUAUGGGCUCUUGCAAGAAUAUUCUUGACGCCUACAUUUUCUGCAAAAACAUGGAAAUUUUAUAGGAUUCGGUUGGAAAUGUCCGAUUCGGAUUGACAGGUCACUUCCUAAACAGAGGUAACUACAGAGUACCUCUCUGAAAUAAUUUGUCAGUGUCCAAAAGACUCACGACUUUUCCGCUCAAGAUUGAUCAACAAAAGUCUCGAAUAAAAAAUUUUUUCUACCCUUUCCUAGAAAAUUUCUUCUCAUUUGUGUCGGAUGAGGUCUCGAAAAAGAGAAUUUUUCUCUCUCUCCUAGAGAAUUUCUUCUCAUUUGUGAAGAAGCGGAGAAAAGAACUCUGAGUAUGAGUACAGAUCUUGGAUAAUUUCCAGAAGUAGAGAUGAACUGAUAAAAUCAGACGUGAGAAUUGAGGCGUAUGGAAGUCGAAACGAAGAAGUCACUCCGUCAUGAGAGUUUCUCUCGUCUUGCUGUUGGCUUUCGCCCUCGUCGUGAGUUUUUCUUUUGCAACGAAAAAGGUUUCUGCGUGUUCUCGAGGAAGUUUUUUUCAGGUUCCAUCGGAGGAAUUUUACAUUUUCGAGGAAUUCAUUUUCAAUCCUCUGAGGAGAGUCGGCCAAGUAAGAGACAAAUCGAGAAAUUUCCUGUUUAAACCAAAAUUUUCCGGCGAUUGGUAUUUUCAAAAAACCUUCUCCUCCACCUGAACCUGAGCCUGGGUCUGGGUCAGAGAUGGCUCGCGGACAAGGACCUUACAAGGGUCCCGCACAAGGAGCCAACACGCCGGCUCCUCGUGACAAAGGCAGCUUCCAUGUAAGUCGACGAGGAUAAUUCGGAAAUUUUGCUUUUUCUGAGAAUUAUAUCUAGACACCACAAGCCACUUCUCGAAAAAAGCAAUGCCUAGUCGAUUCCAAUAUCAUCUGAUAGAACAGACUUCAAAAACUGAUAUUUUUCCAGUCGGAACUGCAAACCGCCUUCGUUCUCGCCUCCGCCAACUUCCUCCGCGUCGCUCUUUUCUAA